UCCAUAGCUGAUGUAUGUUUUUUCUUCUUCUUUCUUUUUUUCUGUAUCUUCUGUUAUUUUUUUAGUUCGGGCUUAGCUAAUAAGUUUUCAGUUACGUGAGUUGUGUUUGGGAAAUUUGCUUCGAGAUUUGGAAGACAUUCAUACGGUUUUCCGGCGACAUAUCGAGGAAGAGUGCGAAAUAUGUGCAGGAAAUGGAUUCUAUUGUGAAAUGUGUGAUGAUCAGGAUAAACGUGACGAGGUGAUUUUUCCGUUCUCGGAAAAUGUGGCAAUGUGUCAGAAGUGUCUGGCUGUGUUCCAUGCAAAAUGUUUUGAUAAAAGAAGCAGCAAGUGCCCAAGAUGUGAGAGACGUCAGAGACGGAAUUCGCAGCGAUUUACUGAUGAUGAGUAA
This is a messenger RNA of Cylicostephanus goldi, 388 nucleotides long. Lineage: Eukaryota; Metazoa; Nematoda; Chromadorea; Rhabditida; Strongylidae. The record is from the annotation of a GenBank genome assembly.